CGAGCAGCGGGGACCAAAUCGAGCCAGGCGCCGCCACGAGCUCGCCGCAAGAGCUGCCCGCCGGCGCGCCACGUGACGCAAGCCCAUUGGACAGGGCCCACAUACACGCAAAAAGCAAUACCACUCAGCAGUUGCACCGCCGCAGCAACAGCAAAUAGAAACGAGCCCAACAGGCUGUUUCCGCCAAAAUGGGCGCCACGCUCGACAAGUUCAUGACCAUCGAGGAGGUGCCCGAGGAGUGGCGCAGCCUGGACGUGACGGUGGGCGGCCCCGUCGACGCCAGUCAUUUCUGCGACAACGGGGUCCGGACGUACAAGUACAACCUACUCAAUUUCUUCCCCAAGAGCAUGUUCGAGCAGAUGCGGCGCACGGCCAACCAAUAUUUCUUGCUUAUAUGUAUCAUGAUGUUUCUUGGUACUUAUACGACGUGGUUUUAUUCUCCAUUAACACCGUGGUCCACAUUCCUACCCUUGAUGAUUAUUUUACUUGUAACAAUGGCCAAGGAAGGCUUCGAAGAUGUGAAACGUCAUCAAAGUGAUAAGCGCGUGAACAACACGCCCGCCACUAUUCUUAGUACGGAUCCGGGCGAUGCGCCCGGUAUAACCCAAACAUUGAGGAGAAAGGACCUGAGGCCGGGCCACGUCGUCGUGAUCGGAGACAGAGAAGAAAUACCGGCGGAUUUGAUACUGUUGUGGUCGUCCGAGGGUCCGCAAGCCUACGUCGAGACCUCGAACAUUGAUGGGGAAACGAACUUAAAAAUAAAGAAACCGGCACUAAUAGACGACGAGCCCAUCAUCCAAAGCCCGGAGACGGCGAAGAACACGCAGCUCAGCAGUACCUUCGAGCCGCCCUGUGGUAGGGUACAUACGUUCGAAGGCACUUUAAGGGCCAAAGAGCAGUCCAUUCCCCUGGAUGCCACUCAAUUUCUGUUACGUGGUUCUACGCUACGAAACACGAAGAAAGCUUUAGGUGUUGUGGCCUACACCGGCAGGGACACGCGUUUGGUCAGAAACUCGCGCGACGUGCCCUCGAAGCUAUCAGAGCUAGAACGAGUAGUGAACAUGAUGGUCUACUUCAUCCUGUUCGCCAUGAUCAUCAUUACCACAAUAAGUAUGAUCGCGUAUGUGGUCUGGUUUUCUGGACAUAAAGCGCAUCUCUGGUACAUGUGCUACCGCUAUAAUAACGCGGAUGUCCCUGCCUUAUUCCGAGAAAACUGUGAAUCCUCAGAUAACUACGCGCCUGGUUCGACGUGGCCGACCUUCUUCAUCUUAUACAAUAACUUCGUACCGAUCUCGUUGUACGUCACUAUCGAAAUGAUCAACUACGUCCAGGCGUCGUAUAUAGAUAAUGAUUUAGAAAUGUACGACGACGAGGACGACGUGCCCGCGCUCGCUCGCACGUCGAACAUGAACGCUGAUUUAGGUAUGAUUGCUCAUAUCUUCUCGGAUAAGACCGGGACGCUCACGCGUAACAUCAUGGAGUUCAAGAAGUGCGCCUGCGCCGGUAAAAUAUAUGAGAAGGGUGCUACGUUGCGCGGUAAGGUAUCACAGCCAUCGGUGGAAAGGGACUUGGUCGAAAUCAUGGCGGUGUGUCACACCGUCGUUCCCGACGAGGACGGCUACCAGGCCGAGUCGCCCGACGAAGAAGCUUUGGUCAAAGGUGCGGCGGAACUGGGCAUGAAAUUCACGGCGCGGUCGACGGAAGGUGUGGAAGUGGACGGGAAGCGUUAUUUAGUUCUAGCGACGAUCCCGUUCAAUUCGACGCGGAAGCGCAUGUCCGCUUUAGUACAAGGCCCGGACGGCAAAGCUCGAAUCCUGUGCAAGGGCGCGGACAACAUCAUGUUCGGCCUCACGGGCAAAGAUAGCUUCAAACGCUUCGCGGGUGGGCGACCUGCCUUAGAUGACUGCCUGCAGCAGUUCAGUCGAGUGGGUUUGAGAACCUUGGUGCUCGGGCGCCGCGACGUCUCGAGAUCGGAGAAGGACAAGUUUUUGAAAGCGUGGCGCGCGGCCGAGACGGCCACGGAAGAUAGGAAGGGCAAAUUAGCCGAGGCCGCGGCGCUGAUCGAGAGGGACUUCGAGAUCGUCGGCGCGACGGCCAUCGAGGAUCGAUUGCAGGACGGCGUGCCCGAGACGAUCCAUGAGCUCGCCAAGGCCGAGAUCAAGCUCUGGGUGCUGACGGGCGACAAGGUCGAGACGGCCAUUAAUAUCGCCAAAUCCGCCAAGCUGCUCACCGACGACAUGUUCCUCGUCAAGCUGCCGGUUUGGGCGCCGCGUCCUUGUUCGUGCCUUCGCUGUCCAUCACGCCAUCGACGCGCCGCGUGACGCACCAUGUCGAGAGAGAGCGCGUUACUCUUGUAUUCGCGCAGGCCGAGGGCGCGACGAAGGGCCCCGAGGGCGACUGGGGUUUAGGGGCGCAGCUGACCGCGCUCGAGGCCGUCGUCCAGCGCGCGGCGACGCCGGACCCGGCAGCUACUGUUUCUUGGUCGUCGCUGCAGGAGUCGACACUCAGAGAACCUCUGGAUGAUGACCCCCAGCGAACCCCGGCUUCGCUAGCUUCCGAUCACUUAGCCUUAGUCGUCGAAGGUGCGACCGCGAUGGAGACGAUCCUGGGAAACGAGGAGCUCGAGCAGCGCUUUUUGAAAUUAGCGAACGUCUGCAAGGCCGUCGUCGCGUGUCGCGUGUCGCCGGCGCAAAAACGGUUGAUCGUCGGCUUGGUGCGGAGGAAGGAUACGACGAGACCCGUCACUUUAGCUAUAGGCGACGGCGCCAACGACGUCGGCAUGAUCCAGGAGGCCCACAUCGGCGUCGGUAUUAGCGGCAAGGAGGGUCGCCAGGCCGUGAACAACUCGGACUUUGCCAUCGGCCAAUUCCGGUUCUUGAAACCUUUAUUACUAAAACACGGCCGCAGGAACUACCGGAGAAUGUCCAAAGUCAUCGUCUACUCCUUCUUCAAGAAUAUUGUCUUGACUUUCGUGCUCUUCUACUAUCAAGCGGACUGCGGCUGGAGCGGGACGUCGUUCUACGAGGCCUGGGUCUACAGUGGCUUCAACUUCUUUUUAGCAUUUACGCCUUUAGCGUUCGGCUGGUUCGACGUCGAUACCAGUGCGGAGACGGUGCGGAAGUACCCCCGGUUGUAUGCCGCGGGCUUACAUAGGAUGGACCUGAACGCGCGUCGCGGCGUCUCUUUUAGUUCCUCCGUCGCGGCGACGUCGUCGUCGAGAGUACUUCUACGCCACCACUACGGCGCUGCCCCUCUCCACGACAUCGACGCGCCGUCGUCGCUCAUCGACGCUCAUUGCUCUCGCGGCCAUGGCAUCGACGCGCUGUCGCGCCGCCUCGGCGCCGUCGCGGCGAUGGCGUGCCGGCGAGAGCUACGCCACCGCCACGCCAUCGGCGCGAUCCGUGAGAGAGACGCGUCGUUCCACCGCCGCGACUCACGGGUCCGCCUCGCAGGUCACGAACAUGGCCUACGCCACUUUGGAGGCCGUCGGCGCGUCGCUACUCAUCUACUUUAUUACAAGACAGGUCUACUGGCGCCCGCAGAACGUCUGGACGCACCGAGGGAAAGACGGGGACCUGUGGGUCUUCGGCACCGCCGUUUUCGUCGGCAUGGUCAACGCCAUGUUAUUGCGGGCCGCUCUCCUGGUGGACUCGUGGAACAAGUACCACAUCUACUUUUUCUUUAUGCAGUUCCUGGCCCUCUACGCGUUCGUCAUUUUUAUGUCCGAGGUCUGGCCAACCAGCAGUGUGGACUGGUUCCUGGAUUAUGACUACUACGGCGUCGCGUUCCACUCCUUUGAACUUGGCGUUUAUUGGUUACUUACGUUUAUCUUGGUGCCCGUGGCCUGCGCUGCUUUACAGCUACUUGUAGUAGGUGUCCACUUGGAGUUCUUCCCGAACGUCAACGACAUCGGGCGGGAGUUGGAUCAUGGCCACGUGGAUGGCGAAAGCUUGGAGCACUCGCGCAAAGAUAACACGUUCGUGCCGCUGCGGUCGCGGUACUCGCUGCACGGUUUGGUGGAUCGGUGCCUCGGCCGCGCGGCGCCCGCGCGGCCGGACCUCGUCACGCAGGACUCGAUCCGAAGCGUCUCCGACAGCCUCGGCCCCGGGCGCGCGGCCCAGAUCGGCCUCGAGGCGACGCCCGAGUCGGGCUUCGACUACUCGCACGCCGCGGACCAGUCGUUCCACGCGCCGUCGCCCGUUUCGGCGUCCGGCGUCAUCUAGGCGUUGCGCUUCCCGUUCCCCCUUCCCCGCGUUGGGGGGGGAUAAUUCUCUCCAGUUUA
Messenger RNA from Pelagomonas calceolata, 4282 nucleotides. The record is from the annotation of a GenBank genome assembly. Lineage: Eukaryota; Pelagophyceae; Pelagomonadales; Pelagomonadaceae.